Molecule: messenger RNA, 1134 nt
Organism: Glarea lozoyensis ATCC 20868
Lineage: Eukaryota; Fungi; Ascomycota; Leotiomycetes; Helotiales; Helotiaceae
Product: regulatory protein cys-3
Exons: 3
Coding region: 1-1134 (377 amino acids)
Biological process (GO): DNA-templated transcription; regulation of transcription by RNA polymerase II
Molecular function (GO): RNA polymerase II cis-regulatory region sequence-specific DNA binding; DNA-binding transcription factor activity, RNA polymerase II-specific
Source: RefSeq, a predicted model, not a curated record
AUGCAGGACCCCGAGAACUCUCUCCUUCAGCCGCCAAACCAUCUGGGACAGCCGUACUUGCACGUGGAAGAGGAGCAAGAACAUGGACGUCCCACGGGAUUCCAGUCCUCGGACGAGGUGGAAGCUUUUAUGAAUCAAGCAGCUGCACAGAACCGACAUUAUGAUUUGGAACCCGUCCCAAGUGAGGCUCACGCGUGGAGACCGGAUCAACCAGCGGGACGGAUCGAAGGCUUUGAUCGAUCGACCUUUGGCAGCACAGCAGUUGAGCAGAGCAACCCAUCCACCCACGCAGCCGCUAGAACCGCAAUGUGGCAGAUGUUUGGUGCACGACCAGGGGACACUGAGACUCUUGUUCUGCUUCUUUGGGCCCGAGUGGGCGUGCUCCUUGCAGUUGCGUGUGUUCGCAAUUCAAGUGCAGAUGGUGACAUUGCACGUGAUGCUGGAUCGUCGAAGGUCGAUCGACAGUAUCAUGGGCGGUUACCAUAUGUACUUGACACUCGGACAGGUCUCGACGAAACUUGCAUUGAGGCGUUCAAUUUGAUGUCUCGAAUAACAACACCCUUCAAUCCAUGGGAUGCUUCCAAUCAACUACCUUUGGUAAUUCCAUACACGAUGCAGCCCCAAAACCCGGGCACCUACGCAGCCCAUAAUCAGCCGUACGACAACUACUACCCACCCUCUUCAACCGAGUCCACUCCUCCCAAUGGCUUCGUCCCUUAUUAUCUCGACACCCAACAUGCUUCAAUUGCUCAGCUCCAUCAUCCAGGACCAAUCUCACCAUAUACCGCUGUACUCUCCCCCAACAGCGAUCCCAACUCUCUCUCAGACCCGGAAGCAGAACAGAAGCGUCUUCGCAAUACCGCGGCCUCUGCGCGCUUCCGAGCCAAAAAGAAGAAGAGGGAAGCUAGUCUCGAAAGAGCAAGCAAUGAGAGGAGAGCGCUCGUCAACAAGCUCGAGGGAAGAGUGAAGGAGUUGGAAGAAGAAAAUAAAUGGUUGAAGGAUCUUGUUUGGGAGAAACGCGAUGUUAGAGAAGAGAAAGAACUACGCCGAAGGCGAGAUGACGCUAGUAGUGUGGACGGAGAGGGUCAAGGAAAGCAUGAAGGCGCCCGAAAUGACGGCGUCGGAACAAACUGA